Rhizophagus irregularis DAOM 181602=DAOM 197198 is the source of this 192-nucleotide messenger RNA. The record is from RefSeq and is a predicted model, not a curated record. Lineage: Eukaryota; Fungi; Glomeromycota; Glomeromycetes; Glomerales; Glomeraceae.
GUGGUGGAUGAAACUGAUGAAACUAAUGAUAAUAACUUUGGGGAUUUAUAUAUAUAUAUAUAUAUAUUGGAAAAUAAGAUCCGAAUUAAUCUUUUCCAAGAAAAGAAAGAAAUUAUUAGAGUAAAAACAAAAUAUGACUACGAGGACUUUUGGAAAAAAUGCAAAAACUUGAAAAGAGGCUUACGAAAAUAA